Molecule: messenger RNA, 561 nt
Organism: Plutella xylostella (diamondback moth)
Lineage: Eukaryota; Metazoa; Arthropoda; Insecta; Lepidoptera; Plutellidae
Source: RefSeq, a predicted model, not a curated record
UUUUUUAAAUUGUCGAUGUUGCAUAUUCAUUAUGUUUUCACAACACGUGGCUACUGCGUAAAGUGCAACGCAAACGUUUGUCGUGCGCACGAGCACCUCACUGUUAAGACUCGGACCAUUCUCAAACAAAACUCUACAAAAUGUCACAAUCGAUCCUGAAUGAAUCUAGUCCAUACGGGUUAGGUACGCCGCAUUCAUUCGACCAGCUGCAGUGCGGACAAGUCUGGUUCGACAGCGAUGUUGAAGAGGUGCGGCCACCAAGCCCAGAGAGAACCAUCACUAAAAAGAAAAGUGUUGCGACCAGACAGUCCAGAAAACGGCGGGCGGAGGAUGACUCCACAACCUCUUACGUGAUGAGCAAAUCACCGCGACCAGGACAUCGGCUCGUGAGAAUUGAGGUUGUGGAUCUGAACAGCAGCACUAGUGACAGUGAGUGUGUGGUGCUAAAAGCACAGUACGUUGUGACGCAUCCGGUAGAUGAAAUAAUAGACAUGACGGAAAACCUCGUGAAAAAAAUAACAAAGACUAUGUGUAGCUCUUAAGUAAUUUUAGGUUUAGUUU